Molecule: messenger RNA, 2241 nt
Organism: Monopterus albus (swamp eel)
Lineage: Eukaryota; Metazoa; Chordata; Actinopteri; Synbranchiformes; Synbranchidae
Gene: abt1
Product: activator of basal transcription 1
Exons: 5
Coding region: 113-961 (282 amino acids)
Biological process (GO): endonucleolytic cleavage in ITS1 to separate SSU-rRNA from 5.8S rRNA and LSU-rRNA from tricistronic rRNA transcript (SSU-rRNA, 5.8S rRNA, LSU-rRNA); endonucleolytic cleavage in 5'-ETS of tricistronic rRNA transcript (SSU-rRNA, 5.8S rRNA, LSU-rRNA); endonucleolytic cleavage to generate mature 5'-end of SSU-rRNA from (SSU-rRNA, 5.8S rRNA, LSU-rRNA)
Cellular component (GO): nucleolus
Molecular function (GO): RNA binding
Source: RefSeq, a predicted model, not a curated record
CUGACUUUUGUUGACGUGACGCUCUAUUUCGUCAUUGAGACGCGACGGAGUUUCUUCACGUGAAAGUGCGAAACAAAGUCGAAGGUUUCAGAAGUGAUCAGAGUGCAGAGAGAUGACAGAAGAGGAGAAGGAGAGGAAGACUAAAGCUCAGAGAGCGGAUAAGGAAGAGGAGGAGGGUUCAGCUGCAGUCAGACAAGAGGAUGAUGGUGAUAAAGGCCAGAAAUACAAAAAUGGAGGUGAUGAUGAAGAUGGUGAUGAAGACACUGCUGGGAUGAAGAAGAAGACCAAACAAAAAGUUGUUGGAGUGAGUUCCUGUCCAGAGAGGAAGUGUGUUCCAGGUAUCCUCUACCUGGGUCAUAUUCCUCCAAGGCUCCGCCCCAAACACUUGAGGAACCUGCUGUCAGUGUACGGAGAGAUUGGACGCAUAUUUUUACAACCUGAAGAUGGUCAAGUGAGGAGAAGGAAGAGGAAGACUGGUUUGAGGAGGUGUGAUUUUACUGAAGGAUGGGUGGAGUUCAGAGAUAAACGAGUGGCAAAGAAAGUGGCGGCUUCUUUGCACAACACACCGAUGGGAACCAGGAAACGCCAGCGAUUCUCCUCUGAUCUCUGGUGCAUCAAGUAUCUGCACAGGUUCCUGUGGACCCACCUGAGUGAGCGGCUGGCCUAUGAGCAGACAGUUCUGCAGCAGAGACUCAGGACUGAAGUUUCUCAGGCAAAGAGAGAGAGUAACUUUUAUCUGAACAAUGUAGACAAGAGCGCUCACCUGGAAAACCUGAGGCGGAAAAGAGAAAGAGCCGGACAACAGGUGAAUGAUAAGAUGUGGGACUUCACUCAGCAUCAGACAGAGGAGGAGAUCCAGAUGAAGAAGAAGAAGAAGCACCUGGACAAGGCCUGCCUCAUUCACCACAAGAGUCAAUCAAACGUCUCCCUGCUGGCCAAGAUUUUCAACUCCAACCAGUGAGAAUGAGGGCAGAGAAACAGCUGAGUGGCUGUUGGACAGGUCAGCUUCCACAGAAGCAGUAUGUGAAUUGUGAUGAACUGAUGCUGACACACCCACCAUCACCGACAAAUAUGGCCGUUGGCGCCUACAGAGCAGCUGCUGGUCAGAUUAAUUGAUUGACUGAGUGAUUCUUCUGAUUAGAGCAAAGUAUUGUUUGAAUUGUUGAGAAAAAAUUGUUUUUCUCCCACGUAUCAAACUCAUUAAUAUUUUCAGAAUUUUGUACCUAUCGCCUCAAUGUGCUUCUGAAGUCUUUUUUUCCUAUCUGUUUAAGUUAAUUAAUUCUGCUUAAUUCUGGCACAAAAGACUGGUUACGUUAAGCGCACAAGUCCUAACGAGCUUGUUAAUACUUCUGUUUCUGCCUGAAUGAGCGCCUUGGAACUGUGUGAUGUUUCAGGACGUGUUUUCAGUUUAAAUGUUGUCUUUUUGUGAAUGUUUGAAACAUGCUGUAAUAAAAAUCAUGUAACUGUUUUUUUUUACCUUUCCAACGCUCUUUUAAGUUAAAACGAAAAAGGUUUUAAUGACAUGAUUAGAUAAUGUUCACACUGUGCAGUGCUGUACACCACACUCUGGAGAGUGAGGGAGGAUCCCUGCUGCUCCCUCAAAUCAUCUGUUACGCGUAUGAUCCUGGCCUCCUUUGUUCUCAUCUCUCUUUCUGCUAAUACAAAUCCAUGCCUGCACAUUCUCAAAUGCUGAGUUGGAAACUGACUAGUACUAGAAAUGUGGUUUAUGCACUGUCAAAUGUUUUGGUGGGGAUGUAGCCUAUUUCCAUUGGCAACCUGAAAACAUAAUGCAUCCGGUCGCAGCUAUACCUGAUGCUGAGAAAACUUAGAAGAAAGCAUCUGGACGUAAUUUUAGGUAAAAGACGUUUUGCCUCUCAUUCAGGAGGCUUCACUGGUUCUGUCUGAUUGGUGGUGAGCAGGAAGUAUUUAUCCACCUGGGUGGUGUUUCAGUCCCUUGACGGCCAACAAUGUGCCCUAACAACUGAGUUGUUACAGUAAUUUAAAUAGACUGUAUUUAUUCAGCUGUAAGCUGAGGGGGACAAAAUGCUGCUGGCAGCAGGAGAUGAAAUCAAACAGAUCAAACACAAAUGUAUUUAGAUCUUUAUGUGUAGGAUCUAACCUCAUAGUGUGACCCAGCAUUAAUAGUUUAGGUGAUUUUCAGUUGGGGUAAGGUUAAAGAUCCACUUUGCCUUUGGACAAAAUAAAUAUUAGACUUACACUGAUGCCAAGCUUUGUCUUCUC